Messenger RNA from Hippocampus comes (tiger tail seahorse), 1089 nucleotides. It is a transcript of the gene sfr1, whose product is annotated as SWI5-dependent homologous recombination repair protein 1. The coding region runs from base 180 to 809 and encodes 209 amino acids. Lineage: Eukaryota; Metazoa; Chordata; Actinopteri; Syngnathiformes; Syngnathidae. The record is from RefSeq and is a predicted model, not a curated record. Gene Ontology annotation, biological process: double-strand break repair via homologous recombination; positive regulation of DNA-templated transcription. The transcript has 3 exons. Gene Ontology annotation, cellular component: Swi5-Sfr1 complex.
AAAUGCAGAAAACUUCGCUGAUCCGCCAAUAUGUAGGAGGACAAAAAAGGAAUAACUCCUCACAGUACUGCUUAUCUUACUUUUUUGGAUCAGAGCUUGUUUUUACCCCGUUGCUAUUCAGAUUAAAUACAGACGUUGCUUUUGAAACGUUUUGAGCAGCGACGAAGUGCGGUUCGUGUAUGGAGGCCACACCGAAGAAUGUCUUAUCUAAGUCGGUAUAUUGUUCACCGUCGAGUCCGUGUGGGUCCAGUGAGACGCCUCAGCAGAAGCUGAGCUCCUCCCUGAAGGUGCGUCUGAAGAGAACGCGGCGCUCCUUCACUUCGCCCUUCUCCGUGGCCAAGCGCCUCUGUGUGGACGAGGAGGACGGCCAACAAGUUCCGGCACAUUCCCGGAUUGCGGGUGAUGAUGAUGAUAAAAAUCCCCCACUUAUCAGUCUGUCUGUUGGCGCCAACUACCAGGAAGCCACACCUGGGAGUGAAAAGUUUUCCAGGAGGAUUCCUGGACCAGCGCACUCUCACCUUGAAGAUCUUGCGCAACGACGGGAGCGGCUCAGCAAGGAGGUGAAGGUCAAGACGGAGACGUUACGCCGAUUGAGAAUGGUUAAGAUGUACAGGAGCAAGAACAACCUGGCGCAGCUUCAAAUCUUGAUCGACAAGUGGCGGAGUUGUGCUCAGAAGGCGUUGCGUGAGCUUCAGUCGGACGCCCGUGUGGAGGGACGCGAGGCCAGCCUGUCUGAAGUCAUUGACCUCUUUGGUCUGGAUGAGAAAAUGCUGCACUUUAAUCGCACGGAAGAGGACUUUGCAUCCUGAAUGUGCUUUCAAACAUAUUCAGGUGCAACCCAAUGAAUUAGAAUAUCCGGGAAGCCUUGGAUGACUAUACUGAAAACGCUAAAUUUACUUUUAAAUUAGACCGUGACAAUCAAAAUUAAUUUCAUUUCAAAUCAGGUAGGAAUUGGCCUUUUAAACAUUCUUUUCCGAUGUCUUCAAUUUCAUCCAUAGCAUGCACAAGUUUAACUUUUUGAAUAAAUGCACUUUUCUACCAUUUCGAUGCGCCAACUUGAUGUAAGCCAUACAGUAGGAAAAAAAAAAU